UUGUGUGGAAAAAAAAAACUUUUUUUAAGGGAGCCAUGUUUGACCGGCUAAGGAGCAAAAAGAAGCAAAUAAAAUCGAAACGAGUUCACGGUGAUACCCCCUUAUUCCUUCCUACAUAAUCAUGACUUCUUUAGAAUCAAAGAAAAAAGAUGAACGAGCCGAUCAAAAAUUUUGGCACAUCAAGAAGUUCCGACUAGUGCAAACGAAUAAGCCAACCGUAGUCCCAGCGAGCUCCCCGGAGCAACCUGGAGCAGGUAGUCAUCGCAAUCACCAUGCCACACAAACCGAAACGACGACGGCAGACACGACCAAAAAUAAACGUCUAAGCUCGUUAUUGUCCAAUCGUCGGCAACAAGUGAUGCCGCAGUCGGGAAAAAAUAGCGUGGCUGCGCGAAAAGGGAUGCCAUCGACAAUGAGUGUCCAGAACCUAUCAACGUACACGCAAGCUUCCAAGUCACCGGCCCAGCAACGAAUAGCUCGAGGAACCCGUCAACGAACGGUAUCCCAUUCAGCCGGCAUGUCUCCAGCAACGAUAGGUGAACCAAAGACAACACCAAUCAAACCUGACAAUAGUACCCUCGCCGCCAGAAGAAAGAGCACAGGCACUAAAGCGACCGAAGUCGGAACUAACCAGCCUGUCAAACCGUCUGCCACGUCUAAAGAGAAACCCAUUCGUCAACGUGGGUCGAUAGUGUCCGAUACCGUAGACGAUGACUACGCCGUGGUCGAUAUUGACGGAUCGAUCCGCUGUGUGGAAGACGAACGGGCGACGACACAUCGUCAUCAACGUUCUUCCACAGGUUCCACCAAGACAGCCGCUUAUUCACCAUCUCAACGGUUGCGCAGUAACCCUUCGACGGGAUCCUGUACUGCCGUGCGACCCUUAUCUGUCCAUUCGCCUAUUCAACGAGUCGUGCCUGUGCACGAAUCUCGAAGCGUGUCCGAUCGAGCCACUCAUAACGACAUUGUCACUGCUGAUAAACGAAGAUAUUCCAGCAUUGACAUUGUAUCCUCAUCAAACGCCAGUAAAGUAACAGAAACAGUAACUGUACCCGUAGCCGUAGCAGCAGCCUCAGAACCCGACAAGCCAAAGUCAAACGGUUCAGAAACAAAAUCGCCGCCAUCGCCAGAAAUUGAUCCACCACUACAAUCAAAUAACCUCAAACCCGAAACAGUGGUGCCAUCUUCAUCCUCCACCACGACGUGUCAAUCCAAUUACAGUAGCAUUUCAGACCAGCCUAGCGAAUUAGUCACCACAGUGACAGAUGCGUCAUCUGUAAGCGGGCCCGACCUUGUUAGUUCACAGGAUAAUCCCGUCGCCCCCACCGAAUGGCAACGACAGUUACAACAAGAACGAGCAGUGGUCAAAGUAUUACAAUUACAGAAAGAAGUCGUCAUGUGGAUGAAGUAGUUACUGAAAACGAGGAAUUCAAGCGAAAAAUCAAUACUGAAAAGGAACAUAACGAUAAACUACGGGAACAGCUGUUAACCGCGUUACAUCAACUUGAGAACUCGCAAAAAGAGA
Messenger RNA from Radiomyces spectabilis, 1525 nucleotides. RefSeq lists its product as uncharacterized. The transcript has 6 exons. Lineage: Eukaryota; Fungi; Mucoromycota; Mucoromycetes; Mucorales; Radiomycetaceae. The coding region runs from base 122 to 1411 and encodes 429 amino acids. The record is from RefSeq and is a predicted model, not a curated record.